This is a messenger RNA of Didymodactylos carnosus, 567 nucleotides long. NCBI's taxonomy places the organism in Eukaryota, Metazoa, Rotifera, Eurotatoria, Philodinida, Philodinidae. The record is from the annotation of a GenBank genome assembly.
AUGACAAAGAUGAUUUUCUUCUUAAUACUAGUAUUUAUUCCAUUAAUGGCAUGUAACGAGUUACAGGUCUACAUUAACUUACAAGUUAAACGUGAAAUGGACGCGUCCAACGCGUAUUUAUCGUUUUCCCAUCGUCUGGCGACUAACGGCACUUACAUGGGUUUUUCUGAAUAUUUUCGUCAAUCGGCUGAAGAAGAACGACAACAUGGACAAAAACUGAUAGAUUAUUGGGCUUUACGUAAUAAAGAUACAACAUUAUCAGAUUUAGUUGUGGAGGAUGAAGUUGUUGAUGCAAAAGAUCUAAUUGAAAUGAUCCGACUAGCCCACACAAUGGAACAGAAAGUAUUCAUUAGUCUCAACAAUGUUCGGACGAUGGCACAUAGUGCGAAAGAUUAUUCAACUGUUCAUUUUAUUGAAAAAGAAAUGUUAGAAGAACAAACAACAGCUCUUAAACUGAUCCAUGACUUGACAAGAAAAAUUGAACGAAAUUCAGACGAUGCAAAAAUAUUGUUAAACUUAUUGGAUCGUGAUUUAAGAAAAAAUCAAAUCAAAACUGUAAAACCUUAA